This is a messenger RNA of Lingula anatina, 324 nucleotides long. RefSeq names its product propionyl-CoA carboxylase beta chain, mitochondrial. The record is from RefSeq and is a predicted model, not a curated record. Gene Ontology annotation, molecular function: propionyl-CoA carboxylase activity. Lineage: Eukaryota; Metazoa; Brachiopoda; Lingulata; Lingulida; Lingulidae. Gene Ontology annotation, cellular component: mitochondrion.
AUGGUGGAGCCUAUUGUGUCAUGAGUUCAAAGCAUCUCCGUGGUGAUACUAACUAUACUUGGCCAACAGCUGAAGUGGCAGUAAUGGGAGCACAGGGAGCAGUGCAGAUUAUUUUCCGCGAUGAACAGAAAAGAUCAGCAGCAGAGAAGGAAUAUGUGGAGUCAUUCUCAAAUCCUUUCCCAGCUGCUGUCAGAGGCUAUGUUGAUGACAUCAUCAUGCCUCACACCACCAGGAAACGCAUCAACCAGGACCUGGCGCUCCUACAGAGCAAGAAGCAAGAAAACCCCUGGAAGAAGCACGGAAAUAUCCCUCUGUAAAGAUGGC